Messenger RNA from Trichobilharzia szidati, 1319 nucleotides. The record is from the annotation of a GenBank genome assembly. NCBI's taxonomy places the organism in Eukaryota, Metazoa, Platyhelminthes, Trematoda, Strigeidida, Schistosomatidae.
GAUUAGUGUUUCAGGCGGACUGUAUCAAAAUAGCGCUAUAAUGAGCAAGAUGGGAUUGUUGGAGGAAGCUGCACCCUUCGGCAUAGUAUAAUUCAAUGAAGACUUCAUGUCUCAGGAUAUUAAUUCAGCCUAUUUUCGUGUGAAGGACAGUCCUUUUUGACGGACAAGUUCAGCCUAAAGGAUUUAUAUUGGUUCGAAGCCUUCUACCUCCAAUCAGAACUCUGGGUCUCACAGUGCGCGUAUUUCGAUCUGUUGUUCAAGGUCAUCCUGUCAGUUAAUGUGGAUUUAAACGGAGAGCAUCACCAUUACACUUCACGCACCUAUAAGUAACGUAUCUCAUAUUUUCAGCCAUUUCAGACAGCUGUAACUAUCCAGUCAAAUAAACUUGCAAAUCUCAUUUUGAUGACAAGUUAACAGAAGGGUAAACAGUGACUUGAAAUUGUACAUAGAAGUAUUGCCCUACAAAUGAGUGAAUUUGUGAGACAAGGUGUUGUGCGUGAUGAAAACGGUAAUUUAAUUAUACCUCCAACUAGACGUCCUGACGGGACAUGGAGAAAAGCUGUUCGCGUUAAGGAAGGAUACAUUCCUCAAGACGAGAUUCCAGUUUAUCGGUCUGCAGGUGUGAUAAUCCGUGAACAAAGGUCAAAAUUCGUAAUCCCAGGCUUGACCAAGGAGGAUGCUGAACGUCUCAGAUUAGAGAGACAAAAGCAAUCAUCGCAGUCUGGAACGACACCCUCGAAUACAGCUACAAAAAAGAAAAAGUCUAAGAAAGCGAAAUCUAAACAGACUGAAACACAACAAAUUCCAGAGCAAAAACCAAAACUUGACUCAAAAGAAUCAUCAUUACAACAAACAGCAGAAGGUGGUAAUAGUUGCGACGCUUCAAAUGAAUUGCCUGCAACUACAAGUGAUGUCGAUCGAAAACUGCGACGUGAACAGAAGAGAUUACUUCAGAUAGAAGAAAUUGAAAGAAAAAAACAAGCUGGUGAAAAGUUGAACAAAGAUCAGUUGGAAAAGUUAAGUCAUAAAGCUACUGUUGAAAAACUUAUCGAAGAUUUGAAAUCUCUUAAAACCAAUUAAGAUGAUAUGGUUGUAAAUUGAAUUGUUUUUUUCACCUCCGUACAAUUAUGAAGAACUAAUAGGUCUAAUUGUGAAUUACUGGUAAAUUGGGGAUAUAAGACAAUCAUUUUUGUAAAAAAUUCUCUUUUUUGUACAUUUUGAGAACUUUAUUUUCUUGUUUUCGUGAAAAUUGGACUUAAAUGAUGUAAUAUUUGAAGGCUUUAUAUGUUCGACUAUGUGAUAUAACGAAUGUUUCAGUA